Messenger RNA from Chrysochloris asiatica (Cape golden mole), 2325 nucleotides. RefSeq names its product chromosome unknown open reading frame, human C11orf63 (gene JHY). The coding region runs from base 1 to 2325 and encodes 774 amino acids. The record is from RefSeq and is a predicted model, not a curated record. The transcript has 8 exons. NCBI's taxonomy places the organism in Eukaryota, Metazoa, Chordata, Mammalia, Afrosoricida, Chrysochloridae. Gene Ontology annotation, biological process: brain development; axoneme assembly.
AUGAGUAAACUAACUCCUAAGCUGUCUAUUCAAUCUCCUGUCCAUCACAGCAAAUUAAAUGCCCAGUCCACAAUCCGGUCUUUUAAGAAAGAAGGUGUGCAUCUGAUUUCAAAAGACUCCUUGGAAUCCGAUUCAGAAGGUGUCCCUCAAGAGAUCAAGUCCCAGUCUGAACUUGAGGGUGGAAUGCAGGACAAUGACAUGGAGCCCGACAGCUUAGAUGAGGAAAUCCCUGGAGGGGAAAGGCUUAGUGAGACAGAAGAAGAGGUGAGCAGAAAAGUGUCUCUGAUGGCUGGCAAGAAAAAGCACCAGAUCCAGGGCAAUGGCAAAAGUAACAGCCAACAACCAGUGGACGACAAGUACUCAGACCUCCGAUACGACCCAAACUGGAAGAACAAGGAAGAGGAAAGACAGUUGUUGACUGUGGAAACAUUGUUGGAGUCUCUUGACAGCUCUACAGAAAAUCUGACUUUGGAUCCACUCUACCCUUCCAAGGAGACCUCAGUGGAACCUCCAGGGGGAAAAGACGAACCAAAGAGCCCACAAAGCGAAGCCUCUUUACUUGGUAGUGAAUUUGUAAGCCCAAACUACCAGCGUGGCACCCUCUGCACCCAGCCCUUUUCGGAGCUGAGUGAUAGUGACCAGAAGUCCAGCAAUCUCUCCCAAUACAUAAAGAGCUCAAGUUCACAUAAUGAGGUUUUCUUGCCGGGAUCACGUGGCCUACGGCGAAGAAAGUCCAAACAAUAUUUUGUAGAAAAAAACAAGCUGACCUUGGGAUUACCCACUCCUAAAACUGACUCUUAUCUUCAGCUUCAUAAUAAGAAAAGGGGGGAAACUCACCUAGAACAGAUCUUCUACCCUGUCACAGUAACUGACAAGACACCUAUUCAGAAUGCCAAAGAGAUUGAAAAUGCUGCCAUCGAUCCUGAAGAUAAAUGGCAUCAAAGAGCCCAACAGCUAAAGAAUUAUCAAGAACAUUGGUCUCAACAAGAAAACACAAAAUCAAGCAAUAUGCUCAGACAUCAAUCUUCCGAAGCACUUGAUGGUCAGCAGACUUCCAGAAGACCAGCCAAACAUAAGAUUCGAAAACAGCAUAAACGCCACAACAGCCUGAAAGCGUUAAAGACGAAAGUGCUAGUUGCCAGUCAAGGGAGCCAGGAUAAUACAUUCAGACAGCAGUAUAACCAAAAUAAGCCUAUUGACACUCCAAUAAAGCAUGAAUCCGUUCUGAUUAUGAAUGCCCCUAACAAUGGUUUACAAGACUCAAGUGCACUUAGGAGCCAGAAUCUCAAAGUAACCUCCAAUAAGUUUGCUCCACCAAAGCAGGCAUUCAGCAAAGUACCAUAUAACAAUUCUACUGGCUAUCACUCAGAGAUGAAUAUUAAUGAAGAGAGGGGACACAAAGACCAAGAAGAGAAAGGAUUUUCAUACCAGCAGCUAUAUGUCAGUGCACUUCCCAAUAUGGACUUGAACUACGUUAAUGAAUUUUCUAAGAGACAAGCGCCCCUGAGUCAGAAAGGCUCUCAGCCUGUUUAUAACACAAAUGUUAAUGGAGCAACUACAAAUAAGAAGCAACCCAAAAGGAUUUAUACAGAGACAAAAUAUAAGAACUUAGAAAUGUUAUGGAAAUUCCAUUCUUCCUCUGACAGCCAAGCUGUUAGAGCUUCUCCAGAUGCCCGACUCUCUCAGAUAAUGGAUCAGCAUCACCAGGCCUUGAUGCAGCUGACCGAGGUGCAGCCGGGUGAAGGGACCUUCUCCAGCAUCACGCUACCACCCAUAAUGUCUAGGGUAGAAAGUGAAUCCCAACUCAGUUCCGAAAGAAGUCAAAGAAACCAAAUCAAAAUCAGCCGUAGCAAUUCUGAAGGCUACUUGUUUCAACUGGAAAAAGGAAAAAGACACAGGAAAAGAAGUGGCAUUAAGAGUUCCAAGCUGAAAGGCUAUCAGAAAAGAGACGUGAAGCUUGGAGGCCUGGGACCCGACUUUGAGUCCAUCAGAGACAAAAUGCAAAAAUUAAUACAGCAAAAGGAAUAUGCAAAACAAGUUAAGGACUACAACAUGAAGACGCUGUCCAUUCUUUCAAAACCUCAAACAGCAAAAACUGAGAUGAAAUCUGUCGUCCCUCGGCAGAAGGCUUUGGAAUAUGCUAAGACCAUCCCCAAACCCAAAUCGUUAAAUUUGACUGAUCGAGCAUCAAAAGAAAUAAAAAAUCCAGUCUAUACUGGAAAGGAAGAACAUUUCCCUGAAAUCCCGCUGUUGGAAAUGCUCCAGAGCAGACAUGAAAGAGAAAAACAGACUGUGGCCGCUUUCAAAGUCCUUCACAUCGUCUAG